Messenger RNA from Aphidius gifuensis, 1484 nucleotides. Its product is annotated as phospholipase A2 inhibitor beta-like. The record is from RefSeq and is a predicted model, not a curated record. Gene Ontology annotation, molecular function: protein binding. NCBI's taxonomy places the organism in Eukaryota, Metazoa, Arthropoda, Insecta, Hymenoptera, Braconidae. Gene Ontology annotation, cellular component: extracellular matrix. The transcript is spliced from 3 exons. Bases 108 to 1472 code for a protein of 454 amino acids.
GUCAGUAGUUGGACAGUAUAUACACAUCAACGAAAUAAUAAUAUAAAUCAUCUUUUAAAUAUUUUCUGAAUCAACAAAUUGUGUUGGUAAUAUAUCUCUCCAAUAAAAUGGUUAUUAAAAAUCUACUGAUGAUUCCAGCCAGCUCAGUAGCUGGUAUAUUUAUGCUCAUUGUAGCAUGUAGUCUUGUGAUACCUGGCUCAACUGAGAAGAAUUCAAAAAUAAUUUCAACUAGUGCACAAAGUAUAUUGCCUAAAUUGACAAAUGAUAAUGGUGCAGUUGAUUUAUCGAAUGUAGCUGAAAGUCAGAUUGACCUGAAAGCUCAUACGACUGUAUCAUCGAUAUCAGACAAAUAUUUUUCGGACCUGAAAGGUCAUCUAAGUGUACCACUCGAAUUAGAGCUUGAAAAUUAUAAUAAUGACCUUGAAACUCAUUUGAUUCAUGAACAAAAUGAUAAAAAUGAUUUGGUCACUGGAUUAUCGUUAAGAAUUAUGGAACUUGAUUCAAAAUUGAAACAACAAAAAGAAAAUUACAAAACUUUGUUAGAUACAAAAACUUUGCGUGACAAUAAAUUAUCGCAACGCAAUGAUACAUGUAAACAAAUCAGCUGUCAAGAUAAAAAACAAGAGCAAAAGACAGUUAUAGUUGAUGAUUCAAGGAAACGAUUUGAUGAUAUUGCUUCAACGUCUAACAGUCAAUUUUCUAAUAGAUACUUUUGUAACAAAAAAAUAUCUUAUUAUAAUUGGACUAUUUGUGCAUUUUUCAGUGAAAAUCUACAUAGUUAUGAAAUUAAUAUGAAACAUAUAAAUUUGCCUGUUCUUCCAAAAAAUAUAUUUACUGGUUUUGAUAAUCUUAGAGAGCUUUAUUUGUCGCACAACCGACUAUAUCGGCUUGAGUCGGGUACAUUUAAUAAUUUAUCAAAACUUACUAGUCUUUAUAUUAAAAAUAACAAUAUAACAGAAUUACCGAGCGAUAUAUUCAAUGGCCUUAAACAACUCAGAUUUUUAAUUUUAUCAUCGAAUAAACUAAAUUCCCUUGAACCAGGUACAUUUAAUAAUUUAUCAAAACUUGUAUUUCUUCAUAUUGAAAACAACAAUCUAACAGCGUUAUCAAGCAAUGUAUUUAACGGUCUUGACAAACUCGAAGAUUUAAAUCUAUCAUGGAAUAAACUAAAUUCCCUUGAACCAGGUACUUUUAAUAAUUUAUCAAAUCUCGAAUAUCUUUUGAUAAACAAUAAUCAUUUAACAUCAUUACCAGAAGGUAUAUUCACUGGCCUUGAAAAUCUUAGAGGCCUCAGAUUGUCGGACAACCGAAUAAGUUAUCUUGGUUCAGAUCAUUUUAAUAAUUUACCAGCACUUACUAUACUUGAUGUUCGGGGAAAUAAUUUAACAACAGAUUCAAUAAAUAUAUUGAAGAAUAUAUAUAAUAAUAAUAAUAAUAUUCGAAAUUUUUAUUUGUGGUUAUACCAUCUAUAAAGAUCUAUCAAA